Molecule: messenger RNA, 1683 nt
Organism: Metarhizium album ARSEF 1941
Lineage: Eukaryota; Fungi; Ascomycota; Sordariomycetes; Hypocreales; Clavicipitaceae
Exons: 1
Coding region: 1-1683 (560 amino acids)
Source: RefSeq, a predicted model, not a curated record
AUGAGAUCCUUCUUAUUCUCGAGUUAUUACCCGGCACCGCCCGGCCCGCCUUCGCCCCUCCCUCCUCACCCUUCAAAAGCAUACCCUGCUCAUGAACAGAGGGCCUUGAGGAAACCUACAUCAUACGACACGCUUUCUGUCGAGCCAUUUGCUCUUUAUCGUAGCCGGCCGACACCCAACUAUGCGCCGAGCACAUCCGAGGACGCCUCAGACGAACAAGAAGACGUUGCAGUUACAGUCACCGUCCAGCCUGCCGCGUCGACCUCUCCGAGUUGCUCACCCACCGGCUCGGCAUCCUCAGACAUCCAUGUUGCCAUGUCAGUACGAACCGCGUGUAACUGGAAAGCUAGCAUUACGCUACCUCCGCCGAGUCCCCCGGGCGCCACCACCGGUUUGUCUAGACCGACGACGCCGACGAGUCCUGUCCAGAUCCCCAAGCGAAGCCAUCGUGACGCCCGCCACCAUGUCAAGUUGGAAACAUCGCAUCGUCGACGACACCCCCGAAACGGUCAUACCCGGGAGUCGAUGUCGCCGUCCGUUGCAGCUCUUCUUGCUGUGACGGAUAUCCCGCGACCCCCGAGACGACGUCGCGGAGCCGAUUCGCCUCUUACUGUUGAUGAGAUUGUGGACGACCAGCAUGUGUCGGAGAAGGAACUGAGCUUGUCUCUCAGUCGUGGGCCCAUGGAUUUACUCCUGUCGCCGCCAGAGGACUCGAUGGAUGAUGACCUGAGCGCAACCGAGAGCAACAUGGGCUCCUUGCUCGCCAGGACGACUUCUGCUGACUCUGUUCCGUCCCUGGUGGGAGAGUCCCUUGCUACUGACACGUGGUCUUCAGUUGAUUCGCCCAAAAGCAUUGGCAUCCCGGCGCGGCGUAAGCAUAGCCCGGUGCGUAGGUCUCUGGAGCCUAUCCGGUCGCCAUCCGACGAUGGCGCUGAGGAGCAUCCACUCGCGGUCGCCGAUGACCUCGGUCUCCAAGACUUGGAGAUGCCAGUCGUCGAACUCUCAGGCGAGGGCUCUACUUCAAUCUUGCAGCCCUUCAAGCCGCUACGGUCCGCCUUCAAGUCCAACCUGACAGCUUCUUUGCGGGCUUUACGCUCGGCAGCCAAGUCCUUUUCAACCAUCAACUUUCCGUCCGUCCCCCCCGAUGACUUUCUCACUCGGUCUAUUCUUACCAUUGAUCCCAACGUCCCAUACAUGGAUGAACGACGCCCUCCGGUGACCGAGGAGAUGCCAUCAGCUGAAUUACGCCGCUAUCUGAACCCUACGACGAGUGCUCGCAUCGACCCUCCGCCAAAGACGAGCGCAGGCACUUUCUCAGCCUCCAUUCAGAUGCAGACCUACAAGGUCCAGCGUUCUCAAUCUGCCCCUCCGUCGCAACGCGCGCCCUACAGCAAUGGCAACACGUCGAGGUCGGCCUCCACUCCCAACCAACAUCACCCAGGCCGACCAGCCCAACAGGCCCUUGCCGUCCCAGGCAUGCGCCAACGGGAAAUGCGGGAGAACCCGGACUUUAUCCGCAUCGCGGUGAUGGAGAUGGCGAUGCGGCGCCGAGGGAAGCUUGAUGAUCAGAAGCCGGGACGGGCUCGCUGGGCUCUUCCGCCACGUAAAACGUCAAUGAAGCCCUACGAGGUCGGCUCGAACGGCGUUCCGGCAAGGUGGGUACCUGAGACGCAGUCGAGCUAA